Phycodurus eques (leafy seadragon) is the source of this 2165-nucleotide messenger RNA. RefSeq names its product cd7 antigen-like (gene cd7al). Gene Ontology annotation, cellular component: membrane. Bases 84 to 1130 code for a protein of 348 amino acids. The record is from RefSeq and is a predicted model, not a curated record. Gene Ontology annotation, biological process: adaptive immune response. Lineage: Eukaryota; Metazoa; Chordata; Actinopteri; Syngnathiformes; Syngnathidae. The transcript is spliced from 5 exons. Gene Ontology annotation, molecular function: signaling receptor activity.
AGGUUCUUUCAUGUGUGCCGUCACGACUUACUUCUCUGCCAUCUUUCUGCAUUUGUAGUAGGAGGUUAGGCACUAAAGUGAAGAUGAGCGUCAUCCGCAACCUCUGGAAUCUGCUGGUGAUUCACAGCGUAUUCGUGUGCGGCGACAUUCAGUUCCUGGAGAGGCAGGAGGGUGAUUCGGUGGAGCUCCCCUGCGCCAUCGAGCCCAGGAGCCGCUCAACUUUGGGCUUCUACCUGAAGCGCACGUGGCUUCACCCAGGCUCAGUGCUCUUCAAAUACACCGGCAGCGAUGCGCGCGUGAACGCCGCCGCCGACGAACGGCGCCUGGCGGUCGGAGGUGACCCGAGCAGCCACUCUCUGACCGUCACCUUGUCCGAGCUGACGGUCAACGACACGGACCGCUACUAUUGCGAGUUUGUGGUGGCCAACCCGUCGUCUGAGGACGAACGCGUGCCGGGAGACACCGAAUUUUUCCUCCUGGUCAAUGCCGUGGAAAUAGGGCGUAUUGAGGUUUGUGCGGGGGGCUCGGCCGUCGUCCCCUGUCUCCCCCCUCGCGGCGAGGACCUUCCGGUGGAGGGCGUGAGCCUGACGCGGCGGAGGGGCCGAGCACCCGCGGAGCUGCUCUACCACACCAAGCGGCACCUCGGCGACGGGCCCGCGUCCGCCUCCUCUUCGUCUUCGCGCUUCCAGCUGCGGUCGGCCCCGGGCCCCGGGGGCUUCACGUACAACCUCACCCUGCGACAUCUGCGGCCCGAGGACGGCGGGCUGUACAGCUGCCAGCUCCUCCUGCGCGGCCGCCCCGACACUCGCGUCUCGCUAGACACGAGGCGAGCCGUCUUUGUUUCGGUGGAAGGUCCAUGCGGCUGCUCCAACUACCCAACUCUGCUGUACGCGUUGUCCUCGGCGGUGUUGGUCCUCAUCGUGCUCCUCAUGUUAACGCUCAUCUAUCACAAACGAGCACGCAGCCGGGCCGCCUCACGCCCUCCGGCGCCCAUCUACGAGGAGAUGGCCGGCGUGAAGACCCUCAGCACCAAGCUGGAUGAUUGCGAGGUGUCCGAGUACAGGAACUGCAAAAGGAAGAAAACCUGCCCGGAAAACCAUUAUGAAACUCCCAUUAGGUCAGCUUUCUAAAUAUCACGAGCUCCCUGGUCGUAAUAUUACUUCUUUUUUUCCUUUUUUUUUUUAAAGAAAUACACAACUCACAAAUGGAGAAAAAAAUAUAUAAUUUUUUUGUGCCUUUUAGAGCUUUUUCAUUCAUAUUGAAAGUUGUCGUGACGACAUUUAACGUGGGAAGGACGCAAUUUAGUCACGGUGAUGAGAUUAAAGUCAUCAUGAUGACAUUAAUUGAUGCGAGGAUCCCGGUUAACAGUGUUAACAAAUAACAUCAACCAUUGAAAACAGGCGGUCGGUCACGUGGGACUCGGCUGCUACGCCAGGAUACGCUGACGUCAAUUGUUAAUUUUGAUGUUAACUUUACAUUAACCAGGAUCCUCAUGUCAAUUGUUGACUGUAAAUGUCAUCAUGAUGACUUCAAAUAGCGUCCUGUCGACUUUAAAUGUCAUCAUGCUGACUUUCGAUCACAUCUCAGCUAUUUUUCUCUCUCUCAUUAGGUGACCCUAAUGGGCUGUUGUACGAUUAAGCUCUUUUAAAACAUUUUAAAAUCUUCUUUCAAAUCUUUUACAUGCACUGUACGUUCUUUGAGUAAGCUCUCUUUCAUUUCUGGACUUUGUGUUUUUAAAUGUUUUUUUUUUUUUUUUUUUUGCUCAGCUUUUUAAAUGGUUUUAAUCAUCUCAUGUCAUAUGAAAUGCGCUAUCUAAAAACUGCCUUGCGAUACGAGUGACCAGUCGGGGCUGUGAACUCAACUCACGUCACAAUAAGCAGUUGGCAAUAGAUGGUGAACAAUUAAUAAUAAUAAUAAAAAAAGAGAGACUUUGAGCUGUUUAUUGCCAUUCCCAGUUGACGUUUACUGUCAAACUAAACAUCAAACAAAGAGAAUUACAUUGUUUAGCAAAGACAAUGUUUUCAAAUUUUUCUGUGUGUUAUCUAUUUGAGUUUGAUUUCAUUUACUAUUUGAUUUGAUAUCAAUGUGUACCACACUUUGGUCGACAUUUGUACUGUAGUUUUAAAACGUGCUCAUGAAUAAACUUGACUGUGUCCAAGAAAUAA